Acytostelium subglobosum LB1 is the source of this 1104-nucleotide messenger RNA. RefSeq lists its product as hypothetical. The coding region runs from base 1 to 1104 and encodes 367 amino acids. Gene Ontology annotation, biological process: Ras protein signal transduction; positive regulation of GTPase activity. NCBI's taxonomy places the organism in Eukaryota, Evosea, Eumycetozoa, Acytosteliales, Acytosteliaceae. Gene Ontology annotation, molecular function: guanyl-nucleotide exchange factor activity. The record is from RefSeq and is a predicted model, not a curated record. Gene Ontology annotation, cellular component: plasma membrane. The transcript is spliced from 4 exons.
AUGGAUGACUCUUUCAGAAUCGAUGGCAACAACUUGGGAACGAUACUCACACAGAGUCUUUGUAACAAUCCAAGCGAGUUCAUCAAAGGUCUCAUGGCAGAUACCAACCCUAGAUCACAUGUUGGCAUCCAGUUUACUUGUGAGGAAGGUGUUCCAAAGAUCAAGUCCGCCAACAUCGAGUCCCUCCUCAGUCCUAACUCACGAACGAGGCAACAGUUCAAGAACAAUGGAUCACUAGUGAGACAGAAGGUGUUAAGAUUCACUCAACAUUGGGUAGACAGGAAUUGGUCAGACUUUGACUUCCAAGACAGUUUCACAUUGAUGGAUGUCAAGCCACUAGAAAUUGCAAGACAGUUAACAAUCAUAGAUCAUAGAUUGUUGAUGAAUAUAUCGAGGGAGGACUUGUUGAGAUGUGCUGGUCUGAGGUAUAAUAGAGAUGAAGGUAGACCAGUAUCCAUUACCCAAAUAACAGAGAGAUUCAAUAAUGUUAGUCGAUGGGUAUCCACCAAGGUUGUCACAUGCCAGCCAUCAGAAAGGAUUGACAUAAUAUUCAAGUUUAUCAACAUUGCCCUAAACUGUUGGGUACUAAAGAUCUUUAGUGGUACGAUGGCCAUUGUGUCUGGAUUGAAGUGUGGCGCACUCAAUAGGUAUACCUCGGCUUGGGAACAUGUAAAUAGUUCAAAGCUUGGAAAGAGAUUGGAAGAAUUGGUGCCUCUUGCAACCUAUCCAAACAAAUUGCGAAAGAUCAUUGAUAAAGUUGAUCAACCUGCCGUUCCAAACUUGCACGCCUACUUGAAUCAUUUGGCCAUCAUCACGGAAGGCAACGCAUCAACAAUCAACGACUAUCAGAUCAAUCUGGCGCGAUACGAGAUGAUUGGUAGGAUAUUCAACAAAUUGAAUCAGUUCAAAUCCUGCUCCUAUGUGUUGGUGCCAUUGGGAGUGUUCCAAGACAGUCUGGAGAGCCUGCCACUGUUGUCUGACAACGAGCUGUAUGAGGCUGCCAAGUUAGAGACCUGUCAAGAAAAUGAAAGGUCUUUGUUGGCAUCGAUGACGUCACAGCCACAACAUCAACAACAGUACUUCCUUAAAAAAGGAAAGAAGUAA